Molecule: messenger RNA, 1119 nt
Organism: Camellia sinensis
Lineage: Eukaryota; Viridiplantae; Streptophyta; Magnoliopsida; Ericales; Theaceae
Source: RefSeq, a predicted model, not a curated record
AUGAAAUUGGGUUCCACCAUGAAGAACUUGAAGAUUCUAAGAUGUUGUCUACUCGAGUGUCUUCGCAAUCACCACCUUGUUGCUAUAGCUGAUGCUUUACCAUGGCUUGAAGAGCUCGAUAUCCAGUUUUCCUGCUAUUAUUGGAGCCCUGGGCGGGAUUCAAAUUCUAGAAGCGCAAAGUACAUGGCAACUGACGCUGGGAUCGAGGCAUUGUCGCGUAAGCUUCGAGGGUUGCGUAAAAUUGAUAUAACAGGGCAGGUUGGUUGUUCUGAUCGAUCUCUCAUUGCAUUGUCUUCAAAUUGUGUGCUUUUGAAUGAAAUUCGUUGUUGUUCAUGCAAAGUAACUGAACAUGGCAUUUGUUUUGUACUACGCCAUAGUCGAAACUUGAUUUGUUUCAAAGCGGGACGCUAUUACAGUUCACCAGAUGUUUCGUUCACUUUUGAGAAUUCCAUGAUUUAUGCAACAUCUUUACGUGAUCUUGAGUUAGACCCACAUGGAAAUCAAGACCGACUAAUUUGUUCCAUUGUAGCAGCAGGCAUUCAAUUAGAGAAGAUCAUAUUGUACAAUGAUUCUGGUUUGAGCUUACAUAGACUCUCUACUUUCUUUUGCGCAUGCCCAUCUUUGACACACUUGAUGCUUUGUUCCAUAGAUAUCCUCACCGACAAUUCCACGAGGGAUUUAUGUCGAUAUCUUCCUAAUCUUGUGUCCAUAAAGUUUGACCAGUGUUCAAACUUAACCACUGCAAUCUUCUUAAUCCUUGCAAAAGAAUGUCCUGUGCUUUCAGAGAUUGAAAUGCCACAUAUAAAUCUACAAGUUGAAGAUAAUUUUGAUAUGGAUUUGGAAAGGAAUCAUCAAAUUAGAUCCUUGGAUUUGAGUUGUGCUUGUGUGAAUAAUGAAUUCUUGAAAAAAAUAGGGGUUGUUUGCCCCAACUUACAGACUCUCACUGUUACAGGACUUUGCACAUUGACAGAAGGCAUUGAGGAAAUUUUGAAGUGCUGCUCGCAGAUUAAGCAUUUGACAGUGGACAGAACUAGAGAAAUAGUCAUCUUAUUGGAACAGUUCAAAACUCGCAGCAUUAAAAUUGAACAUCUUUUGGAACUAGAGGAGGUCAAUGACUGA